GUUUUUCUGGUUUCGACGCGACAGACUCUGCGCGCGCACAUGUGCAGGUCUACAUAUUAGAAUAUGUCAAGGUUAACAAAUAAACCUUACAGCUUGUGUCUGUCUUUCCUAAAGAGCGGGUGGAGAUGUCCUCAACGUGUGUCCAAAUCAUCUUUAAUCGCCUCUGCAGUGAGGACAGACGAAGUAAAGCAGGCAAGAUUUGGAUUUUCUAGCACUAACUCAGCAAGACCAGAGUGUAAUCCAGCUGGUUCCUGGGCCACCAGAGCUUGGACGGAUGUUGCACAUGGAAACAUACAAAGAAGAGGACUUUACUUGACCAUUCCCCUUGCAGAAGGAAACACACUUCAGUCAAAAGAGAUGACCGAAGCCGUCUAUGAGAAGCUGGCUGAGGAGACGCUGGAUGCACUAGCCGAAUUUUUUGAGGAUCUCACUGAUCAGAGAUGCACUGCGCCUGACUAUGAUGUGGUGUUUUCUAGUGGUGUCCUGACUGUGAAAGUCGGAGGUGACCAUGGCACUUACGUCAUCAAUAAACAGACGCCUAACAAACAGCUUUGGCUCUCCUCUCCUAUAAGUGGGCCAAAACGUUAUGAUUGGACAGGAGAGCACUGGGUCUACAACCACGAUGGCAUAACCUUGCAUGAACUGCUCUCUAAAGAGUUUUCUGCCAUCUUUCAUUCAAAUAUGGACCUGUCGCAUCUCCUACAUUCCUGACGACGACUAAAGGAUGAAGAAACCACCAGAAAGGUGACUGAACAUCAGGAACAAAAAUGACACAUAGACAGAUGUGACAUUUACCAUUGUGCUUCCUUGGGAUCAGAAAUAUUUUGUUGACUCUCAUAAUGUAACAUCUUCUGAAGAAAGAUUUCCCCCUUUUGCUUAAUGCCAUGAACAUUUACCUACUAUUUUGUUUGAAUACAAAACUCUACUCUUGACAUGGGUGUCUGGAGCAUCUAGCAGCACAGAUCAGCCCUUAAAGUGCAUUUAUUACACCUGUCUUCAUUUAACCACCGAGGCCAAAUUGCAGUUCAUAGUAGCACAUGGAUUCAAUCUGUAAUGGUCCUAUUGUAGCUAUUAGCCUGUUUAAGCACCGCUUUCUAUUCAAAACUCCACUCAGUCAUUACGGCGCAGGGCGAAAGGGCUCUCACAGUUCCUGCCAGCCAAUCUGGUUGGAUCACACUCAGAUUAAAAAAGGUCACUUUUGAAUGCGUUUAACAAUGAAAGAGACGAGAGGGCACUUUUUGUCAUUUGGGGCUUUUAAAUCAAUAUCAGUAAUUUAGAGAUCUGGACACAGCUAGACUACAGGCAGUGGAUCGGAGACUGGAGAGGAGAAGAGGGAGGGGAUUGUUUGAAAAAGCUGAAGGACCACUGAUCAGAGCUGACUCUUCUGACUCUGAGAUGCUUGUUCAGUGUUUGUUCAGUAUGUAGUGUUGUACAUUUAGGUAUUAGUGCGGUAUGUAUUUAAGUUUUUUUUUAAUUAAAGGCCUGUAAUUAAAGUAUCACUUCUUCAAUCAGCUAAUAAAUUCUAGGCAUUUGCUAGUCAAAAUGUGUCCAUGUUACACUCGACAUCAUCCUCAUCUUUUAAAUGUUUUUUUUGUUUUUUAAUAUUACCUGCAGUUUUUGUUGGUUUGAACAGUGUUGUUGAUGAAUAUCUGCUUAUGAUAAAUAAAUUCUAGUCUUAUUCA
Molecule: messenger RNA, 1682 nt
Organism: Tachysurus vachellii
Lineage: Eukaryota; Metazoa; Chordata; Actinopteri; Siluriformes; Bagridae
Gene: fxn
Product: frataxin
Exons: 6
Coding region: 64-711 (215 amino acids)
Biological process (GO): intracellular iron ion homeostasis; iron incorporation into metallo-sulfur cluster
Cellular component (GO): mitochondrion
Molecular function (GO): ferrous iron binding; iron chaperone activity; 2 iron, 2 sulfur cluster binding
Source: RefSeq, a predicted model, not a curated record